CGUGGAGCGGCUUCAGGGUAACUCAAUUGGCUACGUCCAUCUGUUACCCGUCACGGAGGUAUUUGGAUGGUUUUAAUAUACGGAGUGACUAACACUAUUGCUGAUUAACCCUUACCCACACAUCCGAAAUAGUCAUCAAUAUGAAUAAUUCUGAAAUACCAUAUUUCCCGAGAGCAAGCUAUGCUGAAAAUGCAAUACCAAAUGUCAACUUGAACGAUUUUUCGCAUAUAAGUUCACUCAAGGAACAAAAUUUAUCGUACAAUAGUAAGGGCUUUUCGGGUGCCCCACAAGCUGUCAAAAAAUUACUUAGAUCAUCUUAUUUUUUUUUGACAUCAGAGUAUUUCAUUGUUCGUACAGUUCAUGUGCCUCAUCUUAAUUAUUUGCCUAAGCACGGUGUUAAUAAAAACUGA
This is a messenger RNA of Schistosoma turkestanicum, 410 nucleotides long. The record is from the annotation of a GenBank genome assembly. NCBI's taxonomy places the organism in Eukaryota, Metazoa, Platyhelminthes, Trematoda, Strigeidida, Schistosomatidae.